GACUUUAAGGAUGUGUUGUUUAGACGCGUGAGGAAACAAGGGUUCUUAAAGCUACCUUUCUGAACUAAUAUAAUUUCGAUUUCGGUAGAAGAUUGAGGCGAUGUCUGGCUACUAGCAUGUGGCUUCUUUGACAAGGAGAGUUGUGGAUGGUGUAAAGUAUGUGACUUCUUCUCGCAUUGGCCUCACACUAAAACCGUCAGCAGAAACAGGAGCUUUGCAGUCAUCGGCUGCUGCAGGGGAAAGUCCUUGCCAUGUCUUUAGUAGAGGAUAUUCUGGAUGUACUGCGUAUGGUCCUGGAGUAUUUUGGUGUACCUCCAGAAAUGAUUGUUCCUGUGUGGGAAACUCAGCUCUGUGGUCAGUAUCGCAGCAUUGUGCGAAUGAUCGGGACAAAUCUCCCACUGAAACCCACUCCACGUGUCCAUUUUCAGAUCCCCCUGGUCACUAUUAGGCCCAAUGGAUACACGGAAGUUGCGGUCGACACACCCGUCAUUCCUACAUUUGCAGAUGUCAUGUGGGUGUUUGACUACAAAGGGGAGAACUUUGCCAGAACCAGGAACCAUUUACCUCCAACGAAGGACAACACUAUGAGUCAAGAUCUGAUAAGGUACCCCAGACUAGCUCUGAAUCAAGCUCGGAUAGGAGGAGGGUCCGUGCGACAGAGGGCUGACCCUGAAGCCCUGCAGAAGAUCACACAGCUGGAGAGUGAGCUGCUCAAGCUACGGGCGCAGAUCGCCAUGAUUGUUACUGCAGCUCCAUCCCCAGCUCUGACUGAGACCCUGAAUGCUCCAUGUUCACCUUUGAUGUCCCCUGCUCCACUCCAAACUCUCACCUCCACACCUCGUCAUGAUGCUCCUCCUCCACCGCCUCCACCUCUUCCUCCCUGCCAAAGCUUCUCCAAUGAGAAAUCGUCUGUGAUGGAUCUGAUCAAAGAGCGCAGGAACAACAGCUCUGAUAGGGGCCAACUUCAGGCCCAGGACUCAGGGCUCAGCAGAAAUAUGGAAAACAGACAGGUUCCUUCGAUGCUGGACGUUCUGAGGGAUUUAAAUCAAGUCAAACUGCGCUCAGUGGAGAGAUCACCAGGAGGCACUCCAGUCAGGAGGAAAAGUUGUAAGGGGGAUGCUGCUUUGCGGAAUGACCCCGCAGCUCUAAUUGCUCGGGCACUUAAGAAGAAGUUUGCUCAGCAUCGUCACAACACCUCCACAGACAAAGAGAAUUCACUGGAACUUUCUCCUUUUGGCAGUCCAGAUACUCCUCCGGUGUCUCAUCACGGCAGACGCAGUCAGGGUCGUCGGCAUUUAUUAACUGGUUAAACUCCCGACACGUCACAUGUGACCAUCGCUUAGGAUGGUCAAGCCUUUUAACAGAUUUCCGCAGCAGCUACUGAUUACCACGUUGUUUUAGCUUCUCUCUUGGGGGGUUCUGAGAGCAGUAUUUGUCUCAAAAUGUCUUUGUUGAUGUUAUGUGUUGGGAUUAAAAACAUUUUCAAAACUCACUGUAAACUGGGGUUCAGGUACUGUUUAUAUUUUUGUACAUGGGAGUUUUAUUGUUUCUAAUCUAAACGUUUGUGAAAAUAAUGUGAACGAAUAUUGAAGCAGGUACGGACUUCAGCUCGUAGCUACCUGCCUUGAUAGUUACAGAUAUUAUUUGAUGAGGAAUGUCUUGGAGAUUCAUAUUCAGAGCUAUUCUAUGCAAUUUCUGAAGUUGUUUUUGCUCAUUAAAAAUACAUUUGCACUGUUUUA
Messenger RNA from Girardinichthys multiradiatus, 1739 nucleotides. It is a transcript of the gene mtfr2, whose product is annotated as mitochondrial fission regulator 2. Gene Ontology annotation, biological process: mitochondrial fission; aerobic respiration. NCBI's taxonomy places the organism in Eukaryota, Metazoa, Chordata, Actinopteri, Cyprinodontiformes, Goodeidae. Gene Ontology annotation, cellular component: mitochondrion. The transcript has 8 exons. Bases 252 to 1310 code for a protein of 352 amino acids. The record is from RefSeq and is a predicted model, not a curated record.